AUGUCUUCAGUAACUUCCAGGUUGCGUAGAGGGAGUUGUCAGCAAGAUUCGUCUGAUUUGCCCGUGACACAACCAGAAGCUGCCUUCUUGCCGCCUGAAAAGUCGCAAGACUCACCGUUACUUUCGGACAAGGACUCUCAGAGCUCCGAUGACGGUGGUAUUCUUGCCUCGAGUAAAGUUUUUGCUAAACACCACGAUGGUCCGCCUACUUCUUCCGAGGACAGAGUCAGGCAAGUCCAACCAUGGCCGCAGAAACCCAACCAGGCAAAAUACACCGACUUGAGACCAUACCAUGCAACGUCGUCGAAUUCGCCACGAUACAUGGUCAAAAAUAUUAUGAACAAGACGAAAGACUUGCCACUUGAGCAACCAACCCUGGAUGAUGCCGAAUUUGAGACAUUGACAAGGCUCAUGGACAACAAGCAGAAACACACGGUGCCUAGUUUCAAAUCAAAGAUUGCAUUCAGGGCAUUAUACUUCUUACUUCUUGCCGCGCUCGUGUACUUUACGCUUGUUGGAUGGCCGCUCUGGCCCGGCAGCGUGGUCUGGUUCUGGCGAUGGUAUCAAGGCCAGGUUGGCAGCCAUCAUAUUGCCGGACUCGUCGCUUUUCUAGCCGCAGGCAUGGUUCGCAACAUCCUGCCUCAGUUUCUCUGCACAUUCGACGUCCCUAGACAGGAGCCAAAGGAAGUCGAGGAGCAGGGUGUGUCUCAGUGCUGCGUCAUUAUACCCUGUUAUAAAGCGGCCGAGACACUGCGUUCCACGCUGCCCGCGUGUCUGGCAAUAUUCAGCCCCGAGCAAAUCUUCGUUGUGGCCAACGGAAAUUCGAGCGUUCCGCUUGACAACACGGCCGAUAUAUGCUCGGAGUUUGGGGUGCGGCACGUUUGGCUUCCCGUGGGCAGCAAGAUCACGGCCGAGUUUGUCGGCGUGACGCUGGGAAAGGAGUUUCAGUACUGCUUGCUGAUAGACGAUGACGUCCUAUUGCCCCCCAGCCUACCCAUAUCGACGCAGUGGUUCAAUGCCCCCGGCCAUGAGAACGUGGCGUGUGUUGGGUAUACCAUCAAAAGCGUGGGGUCGAACUCGUCUCGCGGAACAAUCAUUCAGCAAGCUCAAGACCUUGAGUACAAGAUAGCGGGACUUACAAAGGUGUUUCAGUCCAAAUACGGCAGCACCGUCUUCCCGCAUGGCGCCAUCGCAUUAUGGCGCCGUGAUAUUCUAGAGAAGAUACUCCACGCUCAUCCGGGGUACAGCAUUUCCGAAGACUGGUGGCUCGGCCAUACAGCAAGAUGUGCUGGCUAUCGCAUCCUGAUGAGCUCAUCAGUUUUUGUCGAGACCGAAACACCACCGCGUCUCUUCCCAGCCUGGUUCUCUCGCACAAAGGGCUCGCGGUCUGGUUACGGCGAAAUGUCAGUCAUCCAGCAGCGCUUCUUCCGCUGGAGCUUCUUCUACCUCUUUCGUAUCUGGGCAAACACAUUGUAUCUGAUAUUCAGCUGGCGCCUGGGCUGGCGAGUGCUUAUUACAAAGGUGUACGUCUUGGGAGAAAUCUAUGAUACACUCAUCAAGCUAUUCACCCCGGUCUUCCUCCCCGUCGCCAUGAUAGCCCAUUGGCGCUUGACGCUGAUUUUAUGGUUCGGAACCAUCUUGGCGAACUUUCUGCUCUCCUGUUGGUUCAACUUGAUUCAUCUGGGUCUUCUCAGACGAGGGAGCCCUAAUGAGCGAGUUUCCUGGCUGGCAUUCCCGGCCUUUUUUCUCAUCAAGUUUGUCAUGGCGUUUGUGACGGUAGCGAGCGUAUAUUGGACCAUCUACCAAUACGCAGUCUUCUUUGCUCGGCAGCACCUCCGGGUGACUGAGAGCGUGCCGGCUUGGAAAGUAAUCAGGGAGAAAUAUGAGAACAUGUCAGAAAAAGAACCUGAGUUAACCGGUGUCGCACCCAAAAUCUCUGAGACAAACAGUAGCAAGAAAUAG
Messenger RNA from Metarhizium acridum CQMa 102, 1962 nucleotides. RefSeq lists its product as uncharacterized. Lineage: Eukaryota; Fungi; Ascomycota; Sordariomycetes; Hypocreales; Clavicipitaceae. The record is from RefSeq and is a predicted model, not a curated record.